UUCUUUUACGUCCUUCGAUUAACAGCAACAGGUUCUAAGUACAAAGAAAAUUCUUUAGCAGCCAUUGUACCUUUAACGCGCGGGUCGCGAUCGGCUCAUGAAGUGUUCGAUAAACCAUCAUUUAUUCUGCGUAUCUUAAUAUUUAUUGACAUACUUUCAGCUAUCUGACAGGAUAUCACAAUCAUUACAUGCAAUUACGCCGAAGUCAUUACGUAUAUAAUUAGUAGAAGAAAAUUUAGAUCUAAUUUGCUUAAGAUACGAAAAUGCCUGCACCAGAAGCUGAUUGCCAUAGUCGUAAAGCUAAUUUUAAAUUCAAUUAUAAACAUGAAGAAGCACGUAGAAGAAGAAAUGAAAUAUCAGUGGAAUUACGUAAAGCUAGGAAAGAUGAACAGUUACUAAAACGGAGAAAUUUAAAUAUAGGCAAAGAAUCACAAAACUCUGUGAGUGAAAGUGAUCACUUACUUCUUUCAUCAAUAGAUGAAAUUGUUAAUGGCAUGAAAUCUUUGGAUGAAACAAUUCGACUUCAAGCAACGCAGACAUGUAGAAAAAUGUUAAGCCGGGAAAAAAGUCCACCUAUAGAUAAUAUGAUACAGCGUGGAAUUGUUCCACUAUGUGUUGAAUUUUUGGAUUAUCAUCACAACAAUGCAUUGCAAUUUGAAGCAGCGUGGGCUUUAACGAAUGUAGCAUCUGGUACAACAGAACAAACUCUUGCUGUUAUUAAACAUGGUGCUAUACCAAAAUUGGUUGCAUUACUUAAAUCUGCAUCACCUAAUGUUGCUGAACAAGCCGUAUGGGCACUUGGAAACAUUGCUGGAGAUGGAGCAAUGGCUCGAGAUCUUGUUCUUGGAACUGAUGCUAUGCCACUUUUAUUAGAGUUAAUUAAACCUGACACUUCUAUAACAUUUACACGUAACAUUGUUUGGACAUUAUCAAAUUUGUGUCGUAAUAAAAAUCCUCCACCUCCAUUUGAUGUUGUGAGAACCGCUCUUCCAGUGCUAAAUCGUUUACUGAGCAAUAGUGACAAAGACAUACUUGCUGAUGCUUGCUGGGCUCUUUCAUAUCUUACUGAUGGUCCUAACGAUAAAAUACAAGCAGUUAUUGAUUGUGGGGUUAUCCCAAAACUUGUACAAUUACUCGGUUCAACUGAAGUGACAGUCUUAACACCAGCACUUCGGUCUGUUGGAAAUAUAGUUACAGGCAAUGAUGCACAGACAGAUGUGAUAAUACAAGCAGGUGGUUUACAAUAUUUAGGUUUAUUGCUACAACAUCAUCGCCUCAAUAUUGUUAAAGAGGCAGCAUGGACUAUCAGUAAUAUUACUGCUGGAAACAUGGAACAAAUUCAAGAAGUUAUAAAUGCUGCAUUGUUACCACCUUUGAUACAUGUUCUAGAGUGUGGAGAUUUUAAAUCUCAAAAGGAGGCAGCAUGGGCAGUAACAAAUUUGACAUCAAGUGGAUCAGUACAACAAUUAGCCCAAUUAGUACAAUUGGGAGUGCUUGGGCCAUUUUGCAAUCUUUUAGAAGCUAAAGAUUGGAAAACAAUAAUUGUUGUUCUUGACGGUUUAAGUAACAUCUGCAGUGCAGCAGAAAAAAUGGGAGAAGUUGAUAGAGUAGCUAUUAUGAUAGAAGAAGUUGGAGGUUUGGAUAAAUUAGAAGCUUUACAGCAUCAUGAAGUAGAACAAGUAUAUCAAAAAGCUACUGCAAUGAUAGAUACUUUCUUCUCAGAACCUGAGGCACAGGAAUCAACAUUGGCAACACCUGCAGUAGCUGAUGGUCAGUUGGAGUUUAAAACAACUGAAACUGCACAGAGCGGAUUCAAUUUUUAAAACCCCUUGAUCAGUUUUACGUCAUUUAAUAUACUAGUGUGUGUUUCAGUUCAUUUUGUAAAUAGAUUUACAUCCUUCUGUCGUUAAAAAUGAACAUUAAAAACGAAAUUUUCUGUCUCUUUCA
Molecule: messenger RNA, 1947 nt
Organism: Bombus terrestris (buff-tailed bumblebee)
Lineage: Eukaryota; Metazoa; Arthropoda; Insecta; Hymenoptera; Apidae
Gene: Pen
Product: importin subunit alpha
Exons: 9
Coding region: 264-1823 (519 amino acids)
Biological process (GO): NLS-bearing protein import into nucleus
Cellular component (GO): nucleus; cytoplasm
Molecular function (GO): protein binding; nuclear import signal receptor activity
Source: RefSeq, a predicted model, not a curated record